AUGAUGAAUGAUUCUGCUGUGGUUGUAUCUACAAACGAAACGCAUACAUACUCAUCGCUGUGGAAUAUUCGAGCUUACUUUAGCAUUUCAUGUCGUAAGCAAAGAGUAAAGGCAAUGAUUUUCCUUCUACUAUUGUGUGGUGAUAUUGAAACCUGUCCAGGUCCUUCGAAUUGCUGUAAUUGUCAGAAGAUUAUUAGAAGUAACCAAAGCAAUAUAAGUUGCAAUGAUUACAAAGGAAAUCCCACCUGUGUCUGUUCUGAAUACUAUGAAUCCAAUAUGGCCGCCUCGGGAAAUAACAAUCAACUUGGAGAAGGUAUGUCUGAUGACCCACCAGCCUUAGAGGAACUACUUAACCUUGUUAGUUCAAAGGGAAUAAAGUUAUUACACCAGAAUAUCUGUGGUUUGGCUACAAAAUAUCCACACAUCGAAUUUAUUCUCAAAAACUAUAAGGAUAUUCAUAUGUUUACUUUGAGUGAAACGCAUUUGCAUGAAGAAAAUAUUCAAUUAUUGCCGAGUAUUCCCGGGUAUUCAAUGGUCUAUAGAAAUCGGACAAAUGGAAACUUUGGUGGUGGUGUUGCUGCUUUUAUAGCAGACCGAGUUCAAUGGCUGAGAAGACAUGACUUAGAAAGUCCCCAUUUGGAAUGUCUGUGGAUUGAAGUUUUACUCAAGAAUACCAAAGGUUUCUUGAUUGGGACUCUCUAUAGGCCUCCAAAUGGUUCAAAGUUUUUACCAAAAGAUUUCCCUGCCUAUUUUGAUGAUAUGCUAACGUCAGUAGCAGCCGAGAAUAAAGAAGUGAUUCUAAUGGGUGAUAUAAACUGCAAUUUCUUAAAGAAAAGCAAUGAUGCAGAUAUUAAAUCUAUAAUAGAUGUUAAUGGUUUAGAACAAAUGGUUAAAGAUCCCACGAGAAUUACUCCUGAGUCUUCGACACUAAUUGAUGUCAUCUGUACAAACAAGCCCCAGAAUAUUAGUAAGGUUGAAGUAAUAUCUGCAAGCUUGAGUGACCAUGAAAUGAUCGGCUGUGUGCGUAAACUAAACAACCAUUCAUUUAAAGCCCGUACUAUCGAAGCCCGUGACUAUAGGAAUUAUAAUCAUGAAGAUCUAUGCAAUAAUCUUCGACAAUCCAGUUUUGAUUCAGUGUUCGCUUCAAAAACAGUUGAAUCAGCAUGGGAAAAUUUUAAACACAUUUUUCUUUCUGCUGUUGACAAAUAUGCCCCACUAAUUAGAAAGAAAAUCCGUGGUCGCCCUUGUCCAUGGUUACGAAAUGAAACGAAGCGUGAAAUGGCCGAACGAGAUUGGCUGUUAAAGAAAGCUAGGAAAUCAAAUGCUGAGAAUGAUUGGAGUAAAUAUAAAAGAAAACGAAAUCGUGUAAACAAUCUAGUCAAGAUGAAUAAAAACCGCUAUUACAAAGAUUUACUGAAGGAGAAUUCCAGAAAUCCAAAAAAGUUUUGGAGUACCAUAAAAGAAAUUUUUCCUAAUAAGUCGGCAAAGUGUACUGGACGAUCAUUUCAUGCUGAUGGCAAACUAAUUACGCAUAGUAAUUGUAUAGCAAAUGCAUUUGGGUCAUUCUUCUCGACUGUCGUAGACAACCUAAAACGAAAAUCCCGUCCUCUGAAAGACUUUGUUUGGGGUCAUCGGCAUGUACCCAUUACCCAAACUAACUUGAGCUUUCAGUUUAUACCAGUCACUGAACACCACAUAGAAAAAAAAUUGAAUCAAUUAAAACGAUCAAAAGCUGCUGGUAUUGAUAAUAUCCCUCCUGGAAUACUUAAGGACUGUUCGACUGUUGUGAAGGAUCCUCUGGCACAUAUAAUAAAUAUGAGCUUAUGUACUGGAGUAAUACCUUCCGAAUGGAAAGUGGCUAAAGUCAUCCCAGUUCACAAAAAAGGGCCCAUCAAUGAUUUUGACAAUUACCGUCCUAUAUCGAUAUUACCGGCUGUCACAAAAGUCAUGGAACGAAUAGUGCAUGAUCAACUGAUGAAUUAUUUAGAGAUCAAUCAUUUGAUAAACGAUUCUCAAUUUGGAUUUCGACCAAAACGAUCAACGCAAUUAGCUGUGACACUAUUGUUGGAUAAAGUUCGAGCGAAUAUGGAUAAGGGACUACUAACAGGAAUGGUCUUCAUUGAUCUAUCCAAAGCCUUCGACACUGUGUCCCACUCUAAUCUGCUAAAUAAACUAACAAGAUUUGGUAUUAAAUCAUAUGAGCUGGAAUGGUUUACCAAUUACUUGUUUAAUCGAUCUCAAUGUGUUAGCUUCGAUGGUUCAUUAUCAGAGAAAUUCAAAGUUACAUCAGGAGUACCCCAAGGGUCUAUCUUGGGGCCUCUUUUAUUCAUAUUGUACAUUAAUGAUAUCGACGACCAUCUCAUUAGUGCACAAAUCAUAAAGUAUGCUGAUGACACAGUUCUGUUCCUGGCUGGGCAAGAUAUUUCUGAAAUUGAAAAUCAACUUACAAGUGAAAUGCAAGUUGUUACUAAAUGGUUAGAUGAGAACGAUCUAAUCAUAAAUCUCAACAAAGGAAAAACUGAGUCUAUGUUACUGGGAACUAGUCGAAGAAUACAAAAUAACCCCAUAAGAGUAUAUCUAAACGAUAAACUGAUCAAUUUCACAACCAAAUAUAGAUAUCUUGGAGUAUUGGUGGACCAGAAUGUAAAUCUGAAAGAACAUUUUGGUCAGGCUAUUAGGAAAGCAUCUGGCAGGUUAAGGUUGCUUAAGAAAAUACGAUCUUCUCUAACUAUGGACGCUGCUGAAUCUAUAUACAAAUGCAUCAUAAUGCCACUACUAACAUAUUCCAGCGUUGUUACUCUAAACUUGAAUGCCACCCAAACUUCACGAAUUGAAAAUCUCCAGGAUCGAGCUUCUAGAGUAAUAAAAUCAAGUGAAUCGGCAGAUCUAAGACUACCUGACCUGAUGAGCUUUGCAAAGCUGCAAACGUGUUUCCUGGUGAAACAAUGCAUGGACAGGAAUGUGUGUAGUAACUUUCACAGUUAUUUUGAACGGUUACAACAUGUAAAGAACACAAGGAACAACGGAAUAAGUGUCAGGAUUCCCAAAAUACGCUUGGAAUCCACAAAGCAUGCCUUUUAUUAUAAUGGAGCAAUUGAAUUCAACAAAUUGCCCAAAGAUAUUAGAGAAAUUGACAGUUUUAUGCUUUUUAAACGAAAACUUAAAGAGAACCUUAGUUCAUUAUAAUCCUUUACAGAAUUGACUGUAGUUAGAUUUUUAAUAUUUUUAAUAUAUUGACUUUUUAUACUCAUAAUUUUUAGUAGUUUUAGGUAAACAGGACAUGCGUUGAUAGCAGUGAAUAGUCACUGAAGCAUUUUUUAUCCUGUGUAAAUAUUUUUUAAUAAUAAUAAUAAUAAUAAUAAUAAAUCCAUGACACAACUAUAAUACAUGACCACAUGUUCACAUCAUAUGCAAUUGCAAACAAUUUUCAAAGGAGUAGGGUACAGAAUUGCAAUAUAACAACAUAUAAGUAAAUUAUACAUGUCAUGAACUUACCAGUUUGUGUUGAGUUAAAUUUAAAAAUUUUUAGGACAUCAAAUAUUUAUUUAUUUGCAAAUCAAAAUAUUUUAAAAUUCUCGUGUUUUGUUUUGUAUUGCGCCCGCGAUAUAUUAAUGGUAUUAACCGCUGUGAAUAUGAUAUACAUUUUCAAUACAUUACCUAUCUUGCGCUCAAAAGUUCAGGCAGUGAGUUUCUAGAAAGGAUGAAAACUCCGUUUUAUAUAUGGUAUGUAAAAGGUAAUCGUUGUUUACUGUUUAUUUUGUAUUCAGGUAUGGGGAAUUUAAGUGAUGAGAGUUGCAAAACUUGCAAAUGUAGUCUGACUAGUUUCUUUGACGUCAUCAUGCAACUAUUUAAUAUUGUGCUACAUUCAUUAUUCAAUUUAUUCACGGCAAUUAGCCUUCUAUAAGCCAUACAAAUGAUUAUAGCUUAUAGCCCACCUUGCCUUUAACAUUGAUCCUAUAUAUAAUGAAUUAACAUAACUAACUUGAUUAUGUUGCUAGUUGAGUAUGGGGCCUAUGGUUCUUCUAGGACCUUCUAGAUCCUAGAGUAGCACAAUUAAUAUAAAGUCUCCGUAAGGCGGUAAUAUUAAAGACUGCUCUUAUUUAUGCAUGACCUUUGACUAUUAAGUGGCCAAAAAUUGUGCCUACAGUAAUCAACUUAUUCCACUAUCCCGGUUGCAUCACUUUUGAUUGCAAAACACCCGGGUUUAUUAUACAUAGAUUUGCUAGCGAAAUAGCAGCAAUUGAUGAACUUGGUGUUAUACUAAGAUUUACUAAAUGUGUAAAGAAACAACGAAAAGUAUAUAUCAAUCAUUUUGGGAUCUCCAAACAAAGUAGCUACAUGUGCAGACAACAUGAAACUUCAGACUGCAGAAAAUUUCACAAUCCAUUAUCAAACUUAUGUCACAGAAGUGGUAAAGGACAUACGUGACAACUGAAUAGUACCUUUUGUAAUUUUUUUGGCCAGGGGUGGGUAUUUAUUUUUUAAUUGAUAUUUGAGGUUGGGUAAUCAAUUUUGUUUACUUUUUAAUGGUUGGGUCAGCAAAAUUUUUGCUACGAAAAACAUUUCUCUUCGGUGCCACCCCCCGCCAUAAAUAAUGACCGGUCCCUUACAUCGACUCAUCCAGAGAUACCACAUAAAUUUAGUGCAGAAAUUGACAAGUUUCAUUUUCACCCUGUGUCCUGUGACGUGAUUCGUAAAAUUGUGUGUUCUUUUCCAUCCAAUAAGUCCCCUGGACCAGAUAAAGUUUCUGUGAAAGUGAUCAAAGAUGCCUUACCAUACAUUCUUCAACCUCUUACGAAUAUUGUUAACUGCUCUUUAAGAGAAUCUUUGUUUCCCAGCGCCUGGAAGUUGUCAGAAGUUAUUCCCCUAUUAAAAGAAGGGGAUCACGAAAUUGCUAAAAAUAAUCGGCCAAUUUCCUUGCUACUUGCUGCAUCAAAGAUCUGCGAGCGUGUAGUUUUGGAACAAUUUACCGCAUAUGUGGAACAGAAGAAAUGCUUAAGCGUACACCAAAGUGGAAACAGGAAGCUGCACUCCACUGAAACAUUGAAUUUAUUUAUAUCGGAUAAGAUCUUAAAGUCUAUGGACGACAAGGAGGUCGUAGCUGUAAUUCUACUAGACCUUUCUAAAGCAUUUGACAGUAUCAAUCAUGUAUUGCUUCUAAAAAAGCUCCAAGUAUUGGGAGUGUCCGAUGACGCUUUAUGUUGGUUUAAAAGUUACUUGACAGGACGACAGCAGGUUGUGCGCAUUGGAUCGACUGUCUCUGAAACACGCACACUCAAUCAUGGCGUUCCGCAGGGCUCAAUUCUCGGUCCCAUGUUAUUCAAUAUAUAUAUUAAUGAUUUACCUAUGGUACCAAAGAAUGGUAAUUUGAAGUCUUACGUCGACGACUCGAAGCUACUUUUGUCAUUUUCCGUCAAUGAAGUGAACUCAGCGGCUGCUAAGCUUAACGAAGAUCUACGGAGAGUCGUUUCUUGGUGUUCUCUAAAUAGUCUGCUUAUUAAUCCCAAUAAGACGAAAUUACUUGUGUUCGCAACUCGUUAUAUGUUGAAACAGAUACCGGCAGAUUUCCAUAUUUUACUAUUGGGGAAAAAACUGUUUCCUGUGACCUCAGCCACUGAUCUAGGCGUGACACUGGAUAGUGGUUUGACGUACGAUGAACACGUCACAAAACUGGUUUCCUCUUGUGUCGGUAGCCUGUGUCAAAUUAAUAGAGCAAGGCACCUUUUUGAUAUGAAGACGUUAAUUCUUUUAAUAAACGCGUUGGUUUUUAGUAAACUCUAUUACUGUUCAACCAUAUGGUCUAAUUCAACGAAGAAAAAAAUUGCAAAAUUGCAAAAAGUUCAGAAUUUCGCAGCACGUAUUGUCAAGGGCACAAAAAAAUUCGACCAUAUCACUCCAUCUUUAAAACAGCUUAACUGGUUACCAGUCAAUUAUAUGUUGCGAUUCCGAGAUACAGUAAUGGCUUAUAAAUGUGUUAAUGGUAUGGCCCCAUCAUAUUUAUUUCGUAUGUUCCAAACAAGAUCACAAUUACACAAUUUGAACACAAGAUCUAGCGAAUUAUUGGAAAUAUCUUUAUAUAGAACAGCGACCGGACAACGUUCUUUUCGCUACCGAGCUUUUUGUUUAUGGAACAGUUUGCCAGAAUGGCUAAAAAAACAUAAUCUUAAUUUGGAACGUUUUAAAAGCGGGCUACGAAGUUAUUUGGUUCAACAAUUUCUCGAUGAACAGAACUGAAUUACAUCUUUUACUGACUAAAUUUUAAAUUAAAUAGUAUUGAUAAGCAUUUUACCUUAAAUAUAACUAGCUUGAUAUUAUAUAUUUUGGUGUUAAUAGUAUAUUAUAUAGUUUUUAGAAUAUAAUUUAAUUAAGUAAUUACUUUUUAUAACUUCUGUAUUGAACACUGAAAAACCCUUCUGGGAGUGUUUAACAUUAAUAAUAAUAAUAAUAAUAAUAAUAAUGUUGCGCCAAUAGACGUACGCGAUACCGAGCGAGACUGCUCCGAACUAACAACGCCCAAACAGACGGGCCCAGAUUCUCGACUAUUUAACAAUUAGACAACGAAGCCGAGUUGUCUAUGAGCGAAUAGUCAACGAGGCGAAGCCGAGUUGACUAUUCGUUCAGAGACAACGAGGCUGAGUUGUCUAAUUGUUUUAGUAUAAACUACAUAAAGAAAACGGAAUUUUUCACUUGAUUUUUAUGUAAAAUUAUAACGUUUUAACGAAAUGAGCGUUUAAAUGGCUUCCUUUAGCGACAUUUCGCCUCGGCUUUGUUGACCACUACUCAGUGUUGCGAACUCUCAGGAAUGACUUAAAAAAUACAGCUUGUGAGUUUUAAAAAAGUUAAAAAACAUGCCGUAAGACAGUAUAAUAGUAAGAGACCGUUAUAGAAGCAAAGUUUGGUUAAUUAAAACUUAUUUAAAAGAAGGAAACAAGGCUUAAAAAGUCUAAAAUUUCGAACACAAAAUGGCUUCCCGAAUUGUUACUAAAUUAGUAAAUAAAGUUUACGUUAAAAAGCCGAAUAAAAAUGCACACACAUGCAAAAGAAUCUGAUUAUCCGAAUGUCGUUGAAAUCUUUAAAAUAUUUGGAACAUAAAGAGGCAAACCAUUUCCAUAAUCUAGUAUACAUAGACAAUAGUUUAGAUUAAAAUUUAAUCGAAAAACUCGACUUAAAAAGGCUCGAAAAGGCGAAAAACAAACUCGGCCAAAAUCUCAACAUUUAAACGAAAAAACUCUUUAAAAUGACAGCUAAAUACAUGAACUCGUACUUGAAACAAGCACGCACUAAAGAGGUUGAGAAAAUAGGGGUAAAUAGCUACAAAAUAUUGCUGAAUUUCAACGAUUCUGCUUGGAAUAUUAACAAACAAUAAUUGUGCAUAUAUUUUAAAAAAUCGCCUGUCACUUUCAUGCUCAAAACAACAAGCAAAGUUGAGAAAACUUAAAAAUUUUACUUUAUGUGUCAGCAGUUUCCAAGAGUCUUUGUUUGUGUGUAAUCCAGAACCAAAAUUAGGCCAUUUUGAUAAGCUUUUUUCCUUUAAAUGCAGCUUUUAAGACUUAAAAACGGCCACUGAAUCUCGCGCCCUUCGCCGCUUGUUGCUACUAGUAGGCUAUCACUAAUAGCCUACUAGUAGCGUAGCCAAUCAGAACGCACGAUACAUGAUAGCCUACUAGUAGGUUUAUACUAAUUCUGGUUAGACGAGGCAUAACGCAAGCAAAAUAAUGUAACAACUGAGAAAAAAUAACGAGGCGCUAAACUUGCUGCAACUAAGCAAAGCAUACAAUGGCAGAAUGAAUACUCAGACCAAAGCAAUGAUCACAAGGCGCGAAACAACCGGUUUGAUCGAUAUGACGUCACGGACUCCCCUCAGCGGAUGUAGCCUGCAUAAUACAAUAUAACCACUCAGCACAGCAUUUUUACAUUGGUACUACCUACACUGGUACAGACACUUGUUGCAUAUUACAUCCGCUGUUAACCUUGCUUAAAUAUAUUUAACCACAUUUAAAUUGGGGACAAAAUAGCCACCGCUUGUACACUAUUUUACAUUUCAUCAUACAUAAUGACCGAUAUAGUGUACAGAUAAUGAAUGUUAAUGAAUACAUAUACAGUACAUGAUGUUUUAAAUUAAUAGAAAUUCAACAAAUACAGUAUAUGUCCCAAAAAUGUUUGAGUGAAGAGUUUAAGUAACAAUGCCAAUCAUCGCCGUACCAUUUUGCUUCGCCCAAAUUAUGCAUUUGAAUUUAAUUCCAUUUGAAGAUUUGGGUUGCAUGAGCUGCGGCUAUAGGAUACGAUUAAGAUUUUGACGGAUGGAAUUUAUUGAAAACCAAACCGUGCAAUGGCAACAUAGUUCAAAAAUAUACGGCUGAAGGCGUUCCGUUGCACACUCAACAAAAUGGUAAUUUUGAUUCUAUAUCACGUUAUCAUUCAUAAUCAGCCAAUUAAAUGACCAUAAUUUAUUGAGUUCCAUGUUAGGGUUAUAAACAUUGAGGUGUUUAGGCUACAAACAUCUUCUUACACGUAUUUCGAGUCGGGUAUAGUAAUCGAAUCGUAGUACAAAACAUGAAGCAAUUAAUAUUGUUCUUGUUAUGUAGAUUACCCUAUAAGCUCUUGAUUGUUUCAUCAAACUGCGUUAAAAAUAUCAAAAUAAAUCCGACGGUAGAAUAACCAUACGAAGUCGAUAUUAAAGUUGAUUAUAUUUUGAACACGACUUUUCCCAACUGCUGGUUAGCUCUAAUAAAUAUAUAAAGUUUACAUGCACUCGAAAUUUCCAUCUAUACAAAACCCUUUAACAAUUACAGUAGUUCUACAUUCUAAUUAUUACAGUAGUUCUACAUUCUAAUUAUUACAGUAGUUCUACAUUCUAAUUAUUACAGUAGCUCUACAUUCUAAUUAUUACAGUAGUUCUACAUUCUAAUUAUUACAGUAGUUCUACAUUCUAAUUAUUACAGUAGUUCUACAUUCUAAUUAUUACAGUAGUUCUACAUUCUAAUUAUUACAGUAGUUCUACAUUCUAAUUAUAGUAGCUACAUUCUAAUUAUUUUCUUCAGGGAAAUCCCUACGAAAUUGGACGAUUUUCUCGAAUUCCAAUGGAAACAAGGAGUGGAAUUUCUGAGUCACCAACCUGGAUAUUUAGACGGUGAGUUAAUAUAUAACUGCUUCUGUCUGUCUUUCUGUUUAUUCUGUUUUGAAUUUAGGUGUUCCGCAAUACCUUAUGCAACUCCGGAUAACGCAAAUCAUCUAUUUAAGUGUUGAAGGGUUGCGAAAAGGAUGCUUAUUAGGAUGAACAAUUAUAUAAUGCCACAUGUGUUUUAUCAGAUAUAAAGUCACUCCACGUGACAUAUUAUGGCUGACAUGAUUUGCCACAAGGUUUAUGAAUUAUUAAUGAGUAUUUUAAGUGUUGAUAAAGUAGCAAUUUUUAAAUCUGGGUAGCAUCAAAGACUGUUGUUUCAGGGACCGGUCAUUAGUUAUAGCGGGAGGUGACACCCAAGAGAUAUGUUUUUCUUGGUAAAAAUUUCAUGGUGUUUGCACAUUUAUACUUUCUUUGGAGACACCAUUUCCUCCUGACAAAUCGGAAAAUGGCCAAGAUAGUGACUUUGAUUGAUUUAGAUAUUGUAUAUAUUGACAUAUAUACGACUGUUGGCAUUGACUUUUAGCCUUCAAUAUUUGAGUGGGUCAUGCCAUGGAAAUAACAAUAAAUUGUUGUUACCCAACCCGUGGGUUGUUCUGUUUUCCAUUUACCCAACCUUUUAAUUACUCAAAAUUCAAAAUGUUGUUUACCCAAUCGCAUUCUGCACUGGUCCAAAUUGCAAUUGAACUAUGCGAAUUGUACGUGGUCCUUAGUACGCGACUCUCUUCGCCACAGGACAUAGCUGCCUGUUUGUAUGUCCAUGCCUGUCUUAUUUGUCUUUCCGCAUGCAUGUCUUGCUUACUUACUUACUUACUCUAUCGCUCUACACUUCAUAUCAUAUCAUAUACUUUCUUAAUUCAUUCUUCCAUUUAAGAAUUUUUAAUAUACAUGAAUAUAUACUAAUAUGUGUAACAUUUUAAGUACACAAAAUCUAAUCGGUCCUUCUUCAAGAGUCCUCGCAUAGGUCCCUCUUCAAGAGUCCCAUUCGUACCUUGCCUUUUUGGAUCUUCGAUUUAUAUAAGAUCGAAAACUCAGAAGUCAAUGCUGUAUUUUUGUAUUUACGAACUCAUGCUAUACCCAACGGCUAUAAAAACGGAGAUUUGCAGCGAACGAUGACAAUUUUCUUUUUUCUUUUCUAGUUUUUCAGCAGUAUGACUAUAGUAAGGUUUUUGAAAGACUUGUUCCUUAGAUUGGUUAACACGUACUAGGAUUUUUGGAAGACAACACUAGCCUCGCGUCUCUUAUGACUGACUAACUCUUAGUACGAUUUUUUAAGACCGUUUUAGCCUCCUUCCGUAAGAUUGGAUUUCGCCAAAAGAACACAAUUGAAUUUAAUGAAAAGGAUAUUAGAGUGAACGUCUUACUCCAUACUUCCAUAAACAUAGUCACAAAAAUACUUCGCUCUAGACAACCAGUUACUGCAAAAGGUAGAAAACAUGUUACAGUACAAGCAACUACUAUUGCGCAAGACUUCGCCAUUCUUAGAUUUCGCAACUUUUUUAGUUCAUUCCAUUUGCAUGUGGUGAGUUACCCGCUGUCCUUCGGGCUGCACGGCAUAUGGAGAUGUAUAUAUACACAGUAAUUAGUAUGGCCAACGAUAUUACAACACUUGUUAUCGGCCGUGCAACUUGUCCAAGAAUUGCAUAAGAAAGCGUCACUACACAACCUACCAACCAGAAAUAUGCUGCUAGACUCAGUAAUCGUAACUUUGUCAUUUUAGUCCGAUGGAAAAACGGGUGGACAAUACUCAGAUAUCGCUCGAUGUUUAACGCAAAUAAAGUUGCAAAUGACAUAGUAACUGUAGAAAACGUCAGUAUUUCAUGUAAAAUAUGAAUUGUGCAAUUUGGAUUCCCGUUUAUUGUGAAAGCCAAGCUUAGGACGAAGAUGGGAUGACCAACAACUGCUGCAGUAAAGUCAAUUACAGAUAACAACAUUAUUAGAAAAUACGAAGUCUUGUUUCUAAGUCGCGCAGAUCUCCAGUAAGCAAGGAUUGUCGCUACAUUCAGAGUUACUGCCAACAUAAUCAGGAAGAUAUUACAUAUUGAGCCAAUAACAUAGCUUAUGUAAUACGUUUGCGAUGGGAAACUAAGGACCAUGACAUAGUCAGCAUUGUGAAGUGGGCAAUUUUGCCAUAAUUUCUUGGUGAUAUUCAUAUCCGACAUCUUUGAAAUGAAGUUUUUCACCUUGGAUGUUUAAAAUAUUUAUUAUUCAAGAGGAGGGAUUUUGCCAUUUUAUUGCUUUAUGAAUAUCGUACAGUACAAACAUGUCGAUUUAUUAACAGAAAUUAAUUUCACGAAAACAAACACGUGAAAAUGUCGCCAUUGCAGAAAUUAAAACGCAGUUCAUAUUAAUGAAACCAAGAUCGCACCAUGCCCAAGAUAGUCAAUAUUUUCAGCGUAAGGAAACAUCAGUCCGCUAUCGAACGGCGAAUUUAUCACUGAGGGCAUCAAGGAAAAUGUACUUACUUGGAGAUGGGGCACUGGAAAGGUGCGAAAUUCUAAGGGGGUCGGAGGAUCCACCUCCAGACAAAUAUUCGCCUGGUUGUCAGACACAACUUUUUGAUAUAUUUCAUCCGCCAAACAAAGGAGUAUUGAAACACUUUAAUGUUUGAAAUGCUAACUAUUUUUCCAUUUUUGCUUAUGUUUUAAGACGUAAGGGGCCUGCCCCCCCCCCCCUUUACUUUGUGGGAAAAAGUUUAUAACAUGCAAAUGUAGUCAAAGUCAAUAAAAUGCGGAUGAAGAAUUAUAAUGAAGAUGAACAGGAUGCAUACAAAAUAACUGAUUAACUAGGAUUAAACUUCAGAAUGCAGACGAAAUUAUUAACAAAUCUAAUACUGUUUUCAACUGUGUUGACAUGAAAUAUUAAAAUUAUGGAAAAGCAUUUUCAUUAAGAAAAAAUCGAUUAGCGUUUACUUUCCAUGUACACUAUAAUUACAAAUUUCAAAUCGAUAUUAAGAAGUAAAUAUAAAUAUUCCCUAGCACUUAAUUUUAACAAUAUUAAGAAGAAGUAAAUAUAGAUAUUCCCUAGCACUUAAUUCAUGCAAAGCAAGAUUGAGAUGUGUUUUAAGCCUGGUCUACACUAUCAAAGUUUCUUUUGUCACAGUGUAGGAAUUUUGCAUCGGUAAAUUUUUGAAGGAUUUUUUAAGAAAUGUUUCAUGGAACUGACUCUGUGUUUAACACUCAGUUUGUUCAAACAUUUCUUACAAAUCCUUUAAAACGUAAAAUUUAUCUUUUGAACAAGGCUUUAUAGAUUAUUCAUAUUGAUAUUGCUAAAUAAGAUUGAAUUAUAUAACAUCGAUUAUAUAGCAUCGAAUACCCAUCUUAAAACUAAUAAUAUAAAAAAAUACUCUGUAGUAUACUUCAAUGCAAAAAAGUAAAACGUCGCAAGCGCUCAAAGAAAUAUAUUUAAGUUUUGAUUUUUAACAGUAUACUUGUAACUAUCAUUACAGUUGUUGUGUUAUCCAAACGAAUGAGUAAUUUCGCGUGUGUAUCAUGCAUGCAUGCAAGUGGCUGUGAAUAUUCUUCUGCAUAUUUUUUCAUGCAUGUCAUUAAUAAGUAAUAACAUAUGGUUUAUUGUGCAAUUUGGAAAAGCAUACACAUUAAAGUGAGUUUCUCAAAGACCGCAAAUUGCACCCCUCCUUCGAACCGAGUGCCUUUGAAAAGACAUUGUUUGCCUGGCGGUUAGGCAAAUAUUCACUUUCGCAUUUUAAAAACAAUAAAAUGUGCAAACUUUACACUUGUAAUUUUUACUGCGAUUUCUAGUUCGAUUUUUUCUUCUGAUGCAUAUGAAUGAGUGGAUGAGUUAUGAAUGUUGAAUAUUACUGUUAUUGUACACCGGUAAUUAUUUGCUUUUUUCCCUUAGUUGCCUCGCUGUUAUCUUGUCUUCAUCAACUGAAACACGAAAAUGUCAAACUGGAAGCACGGCUUACUGAUCUGGUCAAACGUCGUGAUCACUUGUUGUUGGUAAAUUCCCGCUUAUCCAAACCAUCAAAUUUGUCUGCGGCGAGCUCUCCCUCCUUGACUCAAGAUGUAAAGAGAGCUGAAAUCGCUUCGCCGAACGUUCUUGAAAGUUCAAGAAACUCAAGUUUGGAAAGAAAUAACCAAGCACUUUCUGGGAAAUCUCCAGAGAAUGGCCCGUCCGAGGUGGAUGCGUUGCCAAAAGAUGGACAGGAACAAACAGCAAAACAACAAGAUCUGAAAAUUCAAUCACAAACUAAAGAACAGUUAACGACGAAGAAAGAACAACAACAGCAACGACAACGAACACAUUCAGAUCUUCCGCAAACGGUAAAGGAAAGUUCACAACAGAUACUCGACAAGAAAAUCCUAUCAAAGUAGAUACACCACCGAACAUCGACGAACGAUUACGUGAGGCAGCAUCAAGUCCACCACGAGGAAACAAAACUACAGCCGAAGGAAAAUUGGCAACUGUCUCGCUAUCUAGCAUCGCAGGAGAACGUCCACCGAACCGACAGUCACCAAAAAGUCGAAAAUCUCCGCAAGGUGGCGGCGGGAAGAAAAUGAAAUCGCAAGAACAGUUGUUGCAACAGGAACAUCAGAAAAUUAUGCAACAACAGCAUCAACAGUUGAAACAACAACAACUAAACCGACAAAAGUUUCAACAAUCUCAUUUAUUACCGGUGGGUUUUCACGAAAUUUUUAUGAGAUCUUACGUUUUCUACCUACCAUCCUGGACAAAACAUCUGCGACACUACUGAACAUCUCAUCAACUCUUCCAAUAUUGUCGCAAAUUUGGAACCUCUCCCUUACGCCCACCAUUUUUAAAUGGUAAAUGUUCCAUUGCAUUCCUAGAAAACAAUUAAAGCGAUUGCAGUACGUCCAACAUUAUUUUUGUGGGCAGAGGGGGGAUAAUGAGUAAAUAAUUAAUAGAGUGUCGCUGAUGGUUUUGACCAGGAUGGUAGGUGUAUUAAUGUCGUACAUACUGAAUCACAGUUUUCGGACUGUUGUAAGUAAAUGGUUGUAAUAUAAACAUGAUUAUUAUAUGGCUUUUCAAAAUUCUCUAUUCUGAUUGGUUGACAAGCCAAGUAAAAACCCAUAUCCGGACCGUGGUCCGCAUUUUCCGUAUCUGAACCGGUGUCCCGGAUGUCGUUUAUCUGGCGGGAAAUUUUUGCUUUGCAAACAGAAAAAAUUUUUGCUUUUUAAUUUUCCAAUUGUGUGUCAUUAAAAUUUACAGAUAAAAAUUUCAAACAACCAAAUUGUUUUUGAUUGAGCACGCAUGCUUACCGUAUAUUGCUGCCCAGUGAAACUGACGAUAGCCGAUUUAAUUCGCUCGAAAAGCAAAUGCUCACAGACUCAGUUCAGCCAUAUAAUAAACCGAUUAUUGACCUCGCUUAUUCGGUCUGUACUGUGAAAUAUCAGACCUCUGUUUUUUGCAUGGACCUCGCUCCUUCGUCCAUACUAAAAAACCUCGGUCUGAUAUUUCACAGUACAGACCUCGCGCUCGGUCAAUAAGCCGUUAAUACACUUUUCCAAGAAAUAGGUCACUUUAUGUACAGAGCCUCGUUUUCGUGUAUGCGAGAUUACUUAAAGCUACUACUGUUCCCAGUAAACUGCGAAACGACCGUUUUUACGAAGGACAUAUUUGUGUACUUCGUGAUCACAAUUCGUUGCAAGCGGCGUGUGAAAAACUGCAAGUUUCAGUUUGACAUUUCUGACAGUUAAAUGAAUUUCUAAUUUUAUAGUCCAAUCAGAUGUGUAGUUUUGAAAUUUAAAUCAAAACUACGCUCCUGAUUGGACAAUAAAAUUAGAAACCAUUUAACUGUCAGAACUGUCAAACUGAAACUUGCAGUUUUUCACACGCCGCUUGCAGCGAAUUGUGAUCACGUGGUACACAAAUAUGUCCUUCGUAAUUGACAAAACUGUCACUGACAAACCACCUAGUUUAAACCCCAGUUUACUGGGAACAAUAGUAUCAAACACGAAGACGGCGCCCUAUAGCCAUGGUUACGUACUUUCCUGAAGAGUGUAUUACAUAUGCCUUUCUGAUUGUUUUGCCUGCAAUGCAUUUUGCCUUUACGUUUUCAAAUUUGGUCCACCCCUCAUUGUCACAUUGCAGCAACACUAUAAGAUCGCAUCGUACAGCAAGUCACACAGUGAAAAAUUUGAUAUGUAAAGACGUUCAAAUAUUUGAAAAUGUUUUCUCAUAAAUACUGCGAGUUCAAAAGGAUACUAGUGUAUAGCUCAGUGCAUUUUAAGGAAGGAGGAGAGUGUCGGGUACCUUCGAUUGCAUUAUUCAUUUCUGAUUUAUAUUUCAUCCAUUAGCUCCAGCAAGGUAACCAGCAAUUCAACCAACACUUCGCACAUCAAAAUUCUCAACUGGCAUUUUUCAAGUUGCCUGGUUACAACGGCUCGGAACAACACGCGAUGCAUCAGGCUAAACAAGGUCAAAUGAAUGGCAGUCCUCAGCAAUAUAACAGUCAGUCACUUUCCAGACAAUUCGCUAACUUUGUUCCGUACAUGGAGCCUAGCAGUAUACACAAUGUUCGCAUGCAGGGAUAUAUGCCUGUUUAUCCUGUGGAGAACCCGUUAAACAAAGUAAGUAUAUAUAUAUUCAACUCUUAUAGUUUUUGUAACCAAUAUCACCUUACUCUGUCUGGCAGUCGGUCUGGAAACACUAUUUGUACUUCUCAUAUUAUGUUAAAUAAAACUGCAUACGCUGACUGGUUGCACUUUUUAUAAUCCCAAGUCAAAAGUAUUACAUGGCUUUUCAUCUAAUGCAAUAUAAUCGCUAUUCGCUACUAAUUUUCAAAUUUCUCAUCACUCGACUUUGUUUAGCUUUUCUAGUACGUUUAUACGCGUUUUUAGCCUGCUUAGAGUUAAAUUUAUUACUUUUCUUGCCAUACAUAAUAAUAUAAUAUGUAAUAUCAAUGUAAAUUACAAAUAUGGAUAGCAAGAUACUUUGUUGUAGCGAAUAGUUCGCUACACUUUUGAAACUGCAGCUGUAGUCAGUAGCGGGCUACACUCUUUGACAAGUAGCAGUAGUUGUAGCUGACCACAUUAAUAAGCAGGAAUUCUGGAUGCAGGAAUUCUGAAUUUUCACUGAAGCGUGGAAACCCUGUAUACUACACAUCUAUUGCCGUGAUAUAUGUAAUUAUUCCCGUAUCUGUAGAAAUGCAUGUUUUGGCAUCCAACACCUCGUAGACACGAGCUUGUUCUCGCAUAGCGCAUGUGGUACAACACGAUGACAUCUUCGCAUCCACAUGGGUGAAAUGUGACCAUAAUGCUCUAGUGACAGACCACAAGGGAAGUGUCCUUCCACUAUCGCUAAUGGACAUCCAUUAACUCUAUUCAACACCAAAGUGAAGGAGUGUAUAAAAACGUGUUUCGCUGUUGCUAACCAUAACGCGAUUUUUCUAUAUAUGCGUACGGUUUGAUCUCAUAUCAAGAUUAAUUUUUGUUGCAAUUUAGGUGAUGGAAGAGAAGAUGGACAGCUCGGCAGGCAUGGACAAAACUGAAAGGAGAAAUUGACUCUACUCUGACUAACAAGUUUUUUAUUUGAACCAUUUUAUUUAUGGACGAAACAAACGGAAUGCGUUGUUGCCCCCACACCAUCAAAAAAGUUAAAUCAAAGAUUUUCCAUUUGGAUAAAUACCAAAUAUUUCAACAUCGUUGCAUCAUAUUGGGCCAAUAUUAGUGCGUCCGUUUGAACGGGCAUGGUUGUGUUAACACUGUGAGACUGCAUGGGUUGGUAAAAGUUGCUGUUUAACGUUAUCCGCGGUGGCGCCGCCAGGACUUCCUUUGGGGGGGGGAGGCAACUUAUUAAUUUGUGAGUCACAACUCUAGAGGUGUCUUGGGCGUGCUCCCCCGGUAACGAAUUGAAUUUUGGGUCUCGGAAACGGCAUUUCCUGAAGAAAACAUGAAGAAGACACCUGAAGAAAAAUGUAAAGGUCUUAAUUAGUCAGCUUUUUACUGUGUUAAAUAUUUAUUUCAGAAUACUUGACAAGUUAAUUCAGUUGGAAACAUAUAAAGUUAAUUCAAGUGGGAGACGUAGAGCUUCAUAUUGGAACAAAUAAUACGCCAAAACUGUCUGCUGAUAAAUUUCCACCUAUUCCCCAAUUUUCAUCGGAACUGAACGAAUCUACAACUACACUCUGAGAAAGUUGAGGGGAGGUUGGCGAGCGCCCCCCCCCCCACCCCCACUCUUGGCGGCGCACACUGGUUACUUGUAGUUUUCUACAACGUUAGAUCUGGUAAUGAACGUCUACAAGAAUGCGUGAAACGCAAAAUUUAACUAUACGGUUGUAAAAGACGCGAACUCACCUUAUACGUAAUUGGGUUAGAGGAAGAAGGUUCAGGUUAAGCAUUUUAACCUCAUGGUAUUUUUUGUAAUCAUUAUAUUACAUACAGGUUCUUAAGGUACAUUACCCAACGUUGUUGGGAGCGUUUGAACAUUAUGUUUGGUUGGUGUAAGAGCAUAAAGCUCGACUUCGCGGGAAAUGAGUUUGUUCCUAUUAAUUUAACAAUAACAGCAUAAAACACGUACAAAACAAUAAUACUUGUAUUAACAGUUCGCCAUCUUGAAUUGCUCCUUAAUUAUGACAAAUUCUUAUACCACCGGGAAAUAUCUCAGGAUUCCAGCGAACCACACUACCCUUACUGGAA
Molecule: messenger RNA, 17742 nt
Organism: Paramuricea clavata
Lineage: Eukaryota; Metazoa; Cnidaria; Anthozoa; Malacalcyonacea; Plexauridae
Source: the annotation of a GenBank genome assembly